UCAAAGCUUAUCAGAAGUCAAUGCUAAACUCAAGCUCUCCAAAACAAGAUAAUAUAUUUUUGCACAAAUAACAUAAAAUUUACCAAAAUAUUUCUUAAGUGGUAGGCAGUGCGAUUAUACGUUGGUUAACUUUUGCAUCGACUAAUUGCUCUAGCGAUAUUACAAAAUGGAUUUAAGUGGCAAGAAUGUUGUUUAUUUGGGUGGCUUCGGUGGUAUUGGUUCCAAAUGUAUUGAAGAAUUUCUACAGAAAGGCAUAAAGAAUUUGGCGAUUUUUGAUUUGCACGAAAAUGCAGCUGUGCUGGAGAAUUUGAGGAGCACCUAUACGGCAUCUAAUGUUUUUUAUAUAAAAAUGGAUAUUACCGAUAAAAAUAGCAUUGAAGCAGCAUACAAUGAAGCUGCAAAUAAAAUAGAUCACUUUGAUGUGAUAGUGAAUGGGUGUGGCAUUAUGAAUGAUAGUCUUAUCGAACUGACUAUACAAAUUAAUUUAUUGGGGCUAAUACACAGUACAUUAACUGCUAUGAAAUAUAUGAGUAAAUUAAAUAAUGGCAAAGGUGGACUUAUUGUUAAUAUAUCCUCUGUAGCUGGCAUAGAACCAGCUGGCAUGUAUGCCGUAUAUUCAGCAAGUAAAUUUGGAGUUAGCGCUUUUACCCGUGGCUUAGCGAAUCCAUUCUAUUAUCAUACUACUGGUAUAGGCUUUAUUACAAUAUGCCCCGGUUUCACAGAAACCAAUUUAUUAGGAGUUGCAUACAACAAUCCAACUUUUGAAAAGUGUGAACCCAUGCUCAAGCGGUUUGCCGAAGCUAAGAAACAAACAGCUACGGAAUGUGCUAAAGGCUUAGUUAAAGCUGUUGAGUCUGGUAAAAAUGGUUCUGUCUGGUUAAUUGAUUUGGGUACAUUGAAGGAAUUGGAAUUUCCUGUAGUGUGGACUCCGACCUUUGAAUGAUUUAUAUAAAAUAAUUUAUUUUGUUAAUAUAUGGAUUUUUAUAUAAGAUAUGGAAAU
Teleopsis dalmanni is the source of this 1000-nucleotide messenger RNA. RefSeq names its product alcohol dehydrogenase-like. Gene Ontology annotation, cellular component: cytoplasm. The transcript is spliced from 4 exons. Gene Ontology annotation, molecular function: alcohol dehydrogenase (NAD+) activity. Lineage: Eukaryota; Metazoa; Arthropoda; Insecta; Diptera; Diopsidae. The coding region runs from base 167 to 943 and encodes 258 amino acids. The record is from RefSeq and is a predicted model, not a curated record.